CGUCCAGUCUCCGGGCCAUAUCCCGUACAUGGGACCAAAUCCAAACCGGUGCUGAGAGUGAGGGGCAGCACCCCCCCGUUCCCCUCCCCGAGCUGGGGGGGCUGGUCUCUGUGUCCCCCCAAAAAGGACCCCACGAGUCUCCCAUUCACCCGGGGCAGAGCCAGAGCGUGUGACUGGGGUCACCCGGGAGCUGCACACGCAUGCACACACGUGUCCCCAGUGAACUAAACUGGGGGGGCCGGGUCCCCCCCCCUUUUUGGGGUGGGACUAUGCAAACGAGAUCCCCUUCAUAUCCCCCCGUCCCCUUUGCCUCUGCCCUGGCGGUGCCCGAACGUGGGGGGAGACGAGGACAGUGGGACGAUGUGGGUGCACGGGGCGAUCACGGUGUUGGGGACCCUCCUGGUCCUGGCUACGGCACAGCGGCGAGCCGGUGAGCGGAGCCGCGGCCGGGGCCAAGCGUGGAGCGGGCGGCCGGCACCAUUCCGGAGCUGGGACUUGGAGCUCUACCGUCCGUGGCAGGAGGGGACACCGCGGCAGCGGGACUGCUGGCGAGGCGGCGACGUCACCUUUGACAUCAGCAACGACGCUCCCACCAUGACGGGCGCCGAGGCCACCUUCUCCAUCGCCCUCCGCUUCCCCAGCACCCAGGCGGUGCUGCCCGACGGCCUCGUCGUCUGGAGCCGGAACUGCACCGUCAACGGCACCCGCGUCAUCCAGGGUGACCCCGUCUUCCCGGAGCAGCUGGCUGAGGGCGCGGACGGCGUCUUCCCCGAUGGGCAGCCAUUUCCCCCCAGCGCCGGCGGCAAGCGCGGAAAAUUCGUCUACGUCUGGUGGACAUGGGGGCGCUACUGGCAGGUGGUGGACGGUGCCACGUCCCAGCUGACGGUGGGCACGGCGGGGGUGCCCCUGGGCUCCUACACCAUGGAGGUGGUCGUCUACCAUUACCGCGGCCAGCAGAAGUUCAUCCCCAUCGGCCGCGCCAGCACCCAGUUCAGCAUCACUGACCAAGUGCCCUUCGCGGUGGACGUGGCGCAGGUCCGGGGCGCGGCGGAGGGCGACGGGCGCUUCGUGCGUAACCGCGCCGUGGCCUUCACCGUGCGGCUGCACGACCCCAGCCGCUACCUGCGCGACGCCGACAUCUCCUACUCCUGGGACUUCGGGGACCAGAGCGGGACCCUCAUCUCCCGCAGUGCCACCGUCACCCACACCUACCUGGAGGCCGGGUCCUUCGCCGCCCGCCUGGUGCUGCAAGCCGCCAUCCCCCUCAGCCCCUGCGGCACCUCCGCAGCCCCCGUCGUGGACCCCACCACCGGGCCACCGCCGUCGGCGGGACCCACGGCCACGCAGCCCGCUGGCACCACGCCGAGGGGGCAGAGCACCGCCGCGGCACCCACCGCUGUGCCUGCAGCAUCCAGCUCGCCGGCAGAGCCCACAGGGGGGUCGGUGGCCGUGCCCUCGGACCCCGCCGUCACCGUGUCCUCGGACCCCGCAGUCACCGUGUCCUUGGACCCCGCCGUCACCGCCCCCGUGCUCCUGGCACUCAGCACCCCGGCAGAUGCUGCCAACGGAACCACGGGCACUGACCCUGCUGCCGCGGCACCCACGGACCCCCCGCUCCCCACCUCGGUGGCCCCGGCCGGGGACGUACUGGGCGCCUCGGCCCCUGCAGCCACAGAGGGAGCGGCGGUGGCUGCAGAUGCGGCAACAGCUGGAGCCGUGGAGGAUGCCACAGCUGGAGCCACAGCUGCACCUACAGCUGGAGUCACAGCCGGAGCCACGGCCGAAUCCCUGGUUGAAGCCACAGCUGGGGCAACCGUAGAAGCCAUGGCUGUAUCCCUCGCUGCUGCCACAGCUGGAGUCACAGCUGGAGCUGCAGCUGCCCCUGCCAGCUCCGCCGAGCCACUGGUGCUGGUGAAGCGCCAGGCGCCGGUGGCCAAGGUCACCGGCUGCAUCCUGUACCGCUACGGCACCUUCUCCACCCAGCUCGACAUCGUCCAGGGGAUCGAGAGCGUGGCCAUCGUGCAGGUGGUGCCGGUGGUGCCGGAGAGCAGCGAGAGCAGCGUGGAGCUGACGGUGACCUGCGAGGGGAGCCUGCCCGAGGAGGUGUGCACGGUGGUGGCGGACGCCGAGUGCCGGACGGCGCAGACGCAGACGUGCUCGGCCGUGGCACCGGCCCCCGGGUGCCAACUCGUCCUGCGCCAGGACUUCAACCAGUCCGGCCUUUAUUGCCUCAACGUCUCCCUGGCCAACGGCAACAGCCUGGCCGUGGCCAGCACCCGCGUCGCCGUCGGAGGCGCUGCCCCGGCUGCCAGCAGGACCACGCUCUUCGUGGGACUGGCGCUGGUCGCCGCUGCGCUGGGAACCGCUGCCUACACCUACAGGCGUGUGAAGUACAGCCGGCUGCUGGCCGCGGCCCCCCCGGCCCCCCGCCCCUGGUUGCCCCCCAGCUCUGCCCUCCGUCUCCUGCUGCAUCAGGCUUUCGGGGGGGCCCCCAGCAGCGAGAGCAGCCCCCUGCUCCGUGCCAACACCGUCUAGGGACCCUCCCCCCGCCCCCCCCCCCCAGCUCUGCGCCACCCCCCCCUGCCUGGCCCGAGCCCCCAGGAACCAGGGGGGGGGCUGCGGGUGGUGAAGGGGGGGGUCGUGUGGCCCCGGCCUUGCCGUCACCAAGAUUAAAGGUUCAGCUCAGCCGGG
This is a messenger RNA of Tyto alba (common barn owl), 2691 nucleotides long. RefSeq names its product premelanosome protein (gene PMEL). Gene Ontology annotation, biological process: melanosome organization. Gene Ontology annotation, cellular component: melanosome. The record is from RefSeq and is a predicted model, not a curated record. The coding region runs from base 361 to 2535 and encodes 724 amino acids. The transcript has 12 exons. NCBI's taxonomy places the organism in Eukaryota, Metazoa, Chordata, Aves, Strigiformes, Tytonidae.